AUGGAUUCAACUAUGUAUCAUUUGGAUUCAGAACGGUAACAAAUGGAUGCUAUAAUAAAUUAUGCUUUUAUCAUGAUGAUUUAUUUACAGAUGGACAACUGGCCAGAUUUUCUUUGCAUCCAUUGUUCGGAUAAAGAUUCCUUAUUCAGUGAAGUAAUUAGCCACACCAUUACAAUGCACCCUCAUGAAGAAUUUAAAAUUGAUAGACUUUAUAUAGACCCGUCAACUGGAAAAUGCCAUUACAGAAGAAAAAACUAUGGUUUCAUCCUUAAUACUGUUAAUUUGAAAAACGGGUCCAUAACAUGUAAUGAUGACAAUGAAGAUGUUGAAAUUAGGUACGCCAAUCAAGUGAAUUCAGAGCCCAAGAACCAUCAACCCACUGAAAUACCCACAGAUCAAGUUUCAGAGUCAUUAACAUUACUUGAAAGUGACAAUGAGCAGCCAACAGAUGGACCAUCUGUAAAUCUUGAUGAUUUUGUCAGCUCAGCUGAAAGAGCCUACAGAUUCCUUGAAACAAAUGACCCAAAUUCAAGAAUUAUAUCAUCUAUUUACAAUUUUUUUUUGAAAUCGUGGUAAGUGGAAUCUUUCCAAUUACCAAUAUAGCAUUAUUAUUGUUUUUGGACACUGUGGACUAUUUCACCGCUCCAUGUGCCAAACAAGUAAGAUACAGAAAGGAAACUAAAUACUUUUGGUUCAUGGGCUUUCGUCUGUUUCAUGGGAAGUUUCUGAGGUAAGACUUCAUUCAUUUUAACAUUUAAUUCUUAUGAUAAUAAAAUAUAAUAAAACUGGUCCUGAUCAACACAGGCUUCGCUAUAAGUAUUGAAGUAGCACAUUGGUGGAGGAGGCCAUGGUUAUAAUAUUUCGUGAUUUAAACAUUCGGUGUUAUAGAACAAAAUGCUAUUUAGGAUUGCUAUGUUACAAAUUUACAUAUAUGGUAAUCCUGUUUACUGAUUAUUUGUAAUAAUAUUGUCGGAACUCUGGCUGAUCUAGAAACAAUCGCUUUUUUUAGCACAGACUUGGUAUGGUGGUCUGGAGUUGCAGUUGGUAA
Owenia fusiformis is the source of this 1048-nucleotide messenger RNA. The record is from the annotation of a GenBank genome assembly. Lineage: Eukaryota; Metazoa; Annelida; Polychaeta; Sabellida; Oweniidae.